This is a messenger RNA of Gossypium raimondii (Peruvian cotton), 792 nucleotides long. Its product is annotated as auxin-responsive protein SAUR62. Gene Ontology annotation, biological process: response to auxin. The coding region runs from base 259 to 702 and encodes 147 amino acids. Lineage: Eukaryota; Viridiplantae; Streptophyta; Magnoliopsida; Malvales; Malvaceae. The transcript has a single exon. The record is from RefSeq and is a predicted model, not a curated record.
UAAAAGCAAACAUGUCCACCUUGCAGAUUACACCUAAUAUCUGCCUAUCACAUGCCAUUGUUUCCAAUGGAUACCAGCAUUGUACUAAAUUCAUUAAAGGCACUGUCUCUCACCCUGUGAUUAUAUAUUCAUCCCAUUUCCAUAGCCUCAUAUUCAGCAUAACAACUGCAUUCAGAAAUUCAGAGUUUCAAUACCUAAAUCUUCCCUCUUUUUCCUUUCAUCUCAGAGUCUCUCCUAUUAACCUUAGAGUAAAGCAAGAUGGUCAGUGCUAAGAAGCUUAUUCAGUUAGCAAGGAAAUGGCAAAAAAUGGUUGCAAUCAGGAGAAAAAGGAUCACAUUACCAAGUUCCACCUUGGACAGUGACACAAACAGUAGCAGCACAUCGACAGUGGUUGAGAAGGGCCACUUUGUUGUAUACAGUGCAGAUCAGAAGCGCUUUGUUCUUCCUUUGGAGUAUCUCAAGAAUGAAAUAGUCACGGAACUAUUCAACUUGGCAGAAGAAAAGUUUGGUCUACCAGGCAAUGGACUUCUCAUCUUGCCAUGUGAUGCAACCUUUAUGGAAUAUGUAAUAGCUUUGAUCAAAAGGAAACCAAGUAAAGAUGUGGAGAAAGCCUUGAUCUUGUCUGUAGCCAGUAGUCGUUGCUCCUCAUCAAAUCUUUAUCAGCAUGAAACGAGCCAACAGUUGCCAAUAUGGAGCUUCUGAAGCAAUUUUUCUUUUCUUUUCACAUCUUGUAAUUUAUCCACACCUUUGUAGAUUAAAGUAUACAAUGCAAAACAUCAGAAUUUUUGUUUA